AUGAUUGGACACUCUUUGGCCUUUCUGCUCGGGACAAUAGGGAACGGGCUGGUCAUCUAUUUCACCGUCUUCAAGAUGAAAAGGACGGUUAACAUUGUGUGGUUUCUCAAUUUAGCCAUAGCUGACUUCAUCUUUAUGUUUGUCCUCAUAUUCAGAAUUGUUACCGUAGCCCUGACUUUUCACUGGAUUUUCGGAGAAUUUAUGUGCAGAAUGAAUGAUGCCGUUUUCUUCAUCAAUCUUUAUGCCAGUAUCUUCCUAAUCACCGCUAUCAGCAUUGAUCGCUGCAUCUCCGUCAUAUACCCUGUUUGGUGCCAAAACCACCGAACCCCGAGACUGGCAUCCUUUGUGGCUCUGGCAAUUUGGAUUCUAGCAAUCAUUUUCAGUGUGCCGUAUUUCAUAUUCUCUGGCACAAAGGUCUUUGGGAAGAUAACUGUCUGCACUUAUAACAUUGAUGAUAAAAAUGUUAUAAUGGUAGAAAUAACUGAUAUCUGGAUACUUGGCCAUAAGGUCAUAGCAAUAUUAGCAUUCAUUCUAGGAUACUGCAUUCCAAUCCUAAUCAUGUUGUUGUGUUUCAUUAUAAUCACUUUACGUAUCCAAAGGGAUUACGUGGCUAAGAGCAGCAAGCCUUUCAAGAUUAUUGUAGCUGUCAUCAUUUCCUUCUUUGUGGUGUUGGUUUCCAUAUCAGGUUUUGCCCUCCUGGCGCUGUCUGUGAAGUUUACCAAGGACAAACACCUAAAUCAUGUAGUUAGCAGUUGGAUAUUCCUUAGCGAGAAGCCUGAUGUAUAUCAACAGCUGUAUUUAAUCCUAUUCUUUACGUCUUUGUGGGUCAAGAUUUCAAGGAAAAAUUCUGGAGGUCCUUCCAUUCAGUGUUUGAAAAUGCUUUUGUGGAAGAAAAAACUGCCAAUCAGAAUGUGGGGCUGA
Molecule: messenger RNA, 921 nt
Organism: Staurois parvus
Lineage: Eukaryota; Metazoa; Chordata; Amphibia; Anura; Ranidae
Source: the annotation of a GenBank genome assembly